This is a messenger RNA of Adelges cooleyi (spruce gall adelgid), 1821 nucleotides long. Its product is annotated as calreticulin. Gene Ontology annotation, cellular component: endoplasmic reticulum membrane; endoplasmic reticulum. Gene Ontology annotation, molecular function: calcium ion binding. Lineage: Eukaryota; Metazoa; Arthropoda; Insecta; Hemiptera; Adelgidae. The coding region runs from base 196 to 1413 and encodes 405 amino acids. Gene Ontology annotation, biological process: protein folding. The record is from RefSeq and is a predicted model, not a curated record. The transcript is spliced from 5 exons.
ACGUCUGCCGUCGUUGUCACUCGUCACUGUCAUCGCUGGUGAUUGCGUUUGUCUAUGGCAAACACGUAUUACAUUUACUUACACAAGUACUCGUCCGGGGUGUGAAUUGUACUUUUUUAUCGUGUGUAACCAUUUGUAUUUUAUAAUAAUUCAAUUGGAACAUAGCGUACAAUCUUUAAGCGACACCCGCGCAAGAUGAGAGCACCGAUAAAUUUGGCGUUUUGCGCUCUGUUUUGUUGUUUGGCCGUGGCCAGGGCGGAAAUCUACUUCGAAGAGAACUUCCCCGACGACUCGUUUGAAAACGAAUGGACGUACUCCGAGCAUCCUGGAAAAGAGUUCGGAAAAUUCGUGCACAGUUCUGGAGCAUUUUAUAACGAUGGCGAAGCCGACAAAGGCAUACAAACGUCACAAGAUGCACGUUUUUAUGCAAUUUCCAAGAAGUUUUCACCAUUCAGCAACGACGGAAAGAACUUGGUCAUUCAAUACACAGUCAAACACGAACAAAACAUUGAUUGUGGCGGUGGAUAUGUCAAAUUGUUCAACUGCGAACUAGAGCCCAAGAAAAUGCAUGGCGAAACUCCUUAUGAAAUUAUGUUCGGACCCGAUAUUUGCGGACCAGGUACCAAAAAAGUACAUGUAAUAUUUAGUUACAACGGCAAAAAUGUAUUAGUCAAUAAAGAUAUCCGUUGCCGUGAUGAUGUCUACUCACAUCUUUACACACUUGUUGUAAAACCAGAUAAUACCUAUGAAGUUUUGAUUGACAAUGAAAAGGUAGAAUCUGGUGAGUUGGAAGCUGAUUGGGACUUUUUACCACCUAAGAAAAUCAAAGAUCCUAAUGCUAAGAAACCAGAAGAUUGGGAUGAAAGGCCAACUAUCGAUGAUCCAAAUGACGAGAAACCAGAAGACUGGGAAAAGCCUGAACACAUUCCUGACCCUGCAGCUGUUAAACCAGACGAUUGGGAUGAUGAGAUGGAUGGAGAAUGGGGACCAGCAAUGAUCGAUAACCCAGAUUUCAAGGGCGAAUGGAAACCUAAGCAAAUUGAUAAUCCUAACUUCAAGGGUGUUUGGGUGCAUCCUGAGAUUGAUAAUCCAGAAUACAAACCAGAUGACAAAUUGUACUCGAGGAAAGAAAUUUGUGCUAUCGGAUUUGAUUUGUGGCAAGUGAAAUCUGGUACCAUAUUCAACAAUAUUCUGAUCACAGAUGACAUUGAAUUAGCCCAAGAAAAGGCUAACGCUAUCUGGAAACCUAGAUAUGAGGGUGAAAAGAAAAUGAAGGAAGCCCAAGAUGAAGAAGAGAGGAAGAAGGAAGAACAAGAAGCAAAGAAAUCUGAAGACUCUGUACCUGAAGAUGAAGACGAAGAUGAAGAUGAAGAGCUUGUAGCAAAAUCAGAAGAAGCUCACGACGAAUUGUAAAAAAAAAAAGACUGUGUUUGAUGUCGUUGUUUAAGUUAAUGAUUUUUAUUUUACUAUAUUAUUUAUUUUGAAUUUUAUCCGACCAGUUUAGGACUGCCACACAUUUGUUUUCCGUUGAGCACUCAGCAAACUUCUUAUUCUUUGUAUUUCUACAUAGUAUAUGGUCAUUUUUCCUAACCUAAACCCAUCCGUGACUGGUCUCAUCAAUUAAUUCAUUAAUCUAUAACGGCAGUUUAGGCAACUUAAAAAACAUUCGUUUCUAUUAUAAUAUAUUUAUAUAUAAAUAUAAUUAACUGUUUAGUUAAAUCAUUCUAAUCAUCCUUUUUUUAUUUACAUUAUGUAUCAAAAUUAUCUUCUUAUAAUGAGCAUUGUGUGUAUGUUUAUAGUUAAUAAAGAAUCAGAAGCAAA